Messenger RNA from Phytophthora nicotianae INRA-310, 951 nucleotides. RefSeq lists its product as hypothetical. NCBI's taxonomy places the organism in Eukaryota, Oomycota, Peronosporomycetes, Peronosporales, Peronosporaceae. The record is from RefSeq and is a predicted model, not a curated record. The transcript is spliced from 3 exons. The coding region runs from base 1 to 951 and encodes 316 amino acids.
AUGAAGAGCACGUCGAACGCUGAUAUCGGGGUGCUGCCAGAGGAAACAGCUACAAGUUCAAUUCUGACGCCGAGUUGUAACUACAAGAAGCUCUGUAGUAAUCUCUCAGCCUACAUGGACGUCUCUGGCCAGCUUCGAGCAAAACGUAAGGAAGUCUAUGAAGCCGAUCAGCGUAGGGAGCUGAAGGACCAACAAGCAGCACUCGAUUUGUCGGUUGAGGUGGCCAAGUUAAAGCAUUUGAGUGACAGGAUGCGGCUGUUGGUAUGCGGACAACUUCGGGAGGUCAUCAACGAGAUUCAUCAACAUUUGAAUAUCACAUCGAAACAGACAAACGAUGGUUCUGCCAAUGCAAUUGAAACGAAUGGCUACACGUUAGAGCUCGCCGACAAAUGCACCGAGUUGCUGCACUCCAUCACUUUCACUGCCAUCAAAGAGGAGAUAUACGAGAAGGAACGGCUACAGAGCAAUGCCCUACUGCACAACGGCAAGAGUACCGCGUACAUUGUUCUGCGCAGUCGCUGGCGGCAACAACUAUCGGACAAACGGUUCGACAGCGUGCGAGUGAAGCUCCUGCAGCUCAUCAAGUCUCACGACGCGCUUGGCUACGCGAUGAACGAAGUCCGCACUCAGCAUGCGGCUGAGCGAUCGCGUGAUGCGGAGGCGGAUUUAGUGGAGGCUGACCAGCACCUCGUCAGCUUCCUGCGCCUCAUCGCAGCAGCGAACAAGGACAUGAAGCAAGUGGAGCAACAGUCGAGUGUAUCGUAUCUCCUCGCCAUGCAGGUUCUUGAGACUGCUCAGCGCACCAACGACAUCGCGGAAGAGUUCAAGGCUCAGUGUACCUACCUGCGCGCGCAAUCCCGCAAGCAACGAAAGCGAACCCACCCAGACGAUAUGCCGUGCCUCGUUAUCCUUGCCGUGGUGGUGGCGGUUUGGUAUCUGUUUUCUCGCUGA